AUGGCUCAUCAACAAGCAAAUCCAUUCGACGACCCAUCCAACCCAUUUCAGGACCCUUCAAUCACGUCGGCUCUCAAUUCCACACGUCAAGAUGCGUCGCUUCACCUAGAACAGGAUGGUGUUAACGAGCAUGACAAUUUCACCACUGUACGGCAAUACCAAGACAACAGCCAUGACCCUUUUGAGCACGAUCAGAAAAUGCUUGUGGAUGAUACACAGCAAGGAAUUGUGGAAGGUGGCAGCAGUAGUGGAUCCCCUGGUGGCAACGAUUUGCAAGCGAGAGAGGAGGCAUUGAGGCAAAAGGAACGAGAACUUGCAGAACGAGAAGCACGACUAGGCGAGCGUCAACGACCCCAUGCAAACAACUUUCCACCAUGUUUCCCCAUCAUGUACCUUGAUAUCACUACCGAGAUUCCCCUCAAUCAUCAAUCGACAGUAUGGUGGUUAUAUCGUGAAUGGCUUUGGUUCGAACUUACCCUGGUUCUCAACUUUGUCGCUUGUCUUUGUCUCUUAUUCUCCCAUCCACCUUCCGUUACAAGUGCUCCAACCGAUCUGGGCAUCGCUCUCACUCAAAUGUUCACUCAUUCAUUGGCAAGUUUCUUUCUCUGGUAUCGCCCCGUGUACAAUGCAUAUAUGAAAGAGGUCUCAUUGUACUACACCUUGUAUUUUAUCUUUAAUGGCUUCCAUAUCUUGUACACCUUCUAUAUGGCUAUCGGUAUUCCCAGCACAGGAGGAGCUGGUUUGAUCUUGGUGGUGACAUUGUUCACUGAUGGAUACAUUAUUACGGGUAUCAUUGCCCUCUUGGCAUCCGUUUGUUGGCUUGGUAUGGGAUUCUUGGCUCUCUACCUUUACUUCACCACCUACAGGCAUUACAAGGCUGCUGGUCAUACAUUCAAGGAAGCAAAGGAUGAAGCUUACAGUCGUGUUGGUGGAUCCAAUGCUGCACGAGAUGCUGCUGUCAGCAUGGCAUGGAAUAGUCGUCGAUGA
Messenger RNA from Lichtheimia ornata, 987 nucleotides. RefSeq lists its product as uncharacterized. Gene Ontology annotation, biological process: protein transport. The record is from RefSeq and is a predicted model, not a curated record. Lineage: Eukaryota; Fungi; Mucoromycota; Mucoromycetes; Mucorales; Lichtheimiaceae. Gene Ontology annotation, cellular component: trans-Golgi network membrane; recycling endosome membrane. Bases 1 to 987 code for a protein of 328 amino acids. The transcript has 3 exons.